UAUCUCAAUUGCAACAUGACAACAUUUCUUCUUCCUUCAUUAAUCUUGCAUAAAGAUAUCUCUUCUUUAAAGAAGAGAAACUAUACCCAAAAUCCCACCUCUCAAAUUCUUUUUUCAGACAACAUGAACGAUUUAUUUUCUAAUUCUUUUAAGCAAUAUCUAGAUUUAAAGAAACAAGCAUACCUUGACGACAUAGAGGGUGGACAGGGUGGGGGUGGUGUCCAAAAUGAAACAGUUGAUCUUGACAAGUUCUUCCACGACGUCGAGAAUGUGAAACAAGACAUGAUGAUUGUUGAAAAUCUCUACAAGAAGCUCCAAGAUUCAAAUAAAGAGAGCAAGACGAUCCAAAAUGCCAGUAAGAUGAAGCAGCUCAGAUCCAAGAUGGAUUCAGAUUUCACACAAGUGUUAAAGCAUGCAAAAAACAUCAAGGGCAAGCUAGAAGCACUUGAAAAGUCUAACCUUGAACACCGGAAAAUCGCAGGUUGUGGACCUGGGUCGUCGGCUGACCGGACCCGGACAUCCGUCGUCGGUGGUCUGGGUAAGAAGCUCAAGAUCAUGAUGGAUGACUUUCAGGCGUUACGAGUUCAAAUCAACGAUGAGUACAAGGAGACUAUGGGGAGAAGAUACUUCACCAUCACCGGUGAGAAACCCAAUGACGAGUUAAUUGAUAGUUUGAUAGCUAGUGGAAAAGCUGAAGAUUUUGUUCAGAAAGCAAUCCAGGAACAGGGUCGAGGUCAAAUCGUGGACACGAUCUCCGAAAUCCAAGAAAGACACGAUGCAAUUAUGGAAAUAGAGAAGAAUCUGAUCGAACUACACCAGAUCUUCUUGGACAUGGCUGUGUUAGUUGAGGCUCAAGGACAACAACUGAACGACAUCGAGAGUCAUGUGGCCCAUGCAAGUUCAUUUGUCCGACGUGGGAUAGAUCAGCUGGUGGAAACAAAAGACUUGCAAAAGAGCUCCAGAAAAUGUACUUGUAUUGCCAUCGGUCUCAUCCUUAGUAUCGUUUUCGUUUUCAUUUUGUUUUGCUCGCUUCAGUUAUCAAGAUUCUAACAUUUAUAAGUUUUUUAUUUGAAUGUUUUGUUUAUUUUCCCCUCUUUGAGGUAAUAUUUUUUAAUUUUUUAUCCCACUUUUUGUUUUCAAAAUCUUGGCUAAUGGUAUUGGUAGGUUUGAAUUCUUAUGCAGAACUUAAUAGAAAGAAACAUAUUAUUUACACAAAAAUCUUUAAACUAAUUUUGUAUUUUCCUACAUAUAUUUUCUCAAUGACUUUGUAUGUUAUGUAUAUUUGUCUGUUAUUCAAAUGAUUU
Lactuca sativa (garden lettuce) is the source of this 1304-nucleotide messenger RNA. RefSeq names its product syntaxin-124-like. The record is from RefSeq and is a predicted model, not a curated record. NCBI's taxonomy places the organism in Eukaryota, Viridiplantae, Streptophyta, Magnoliopsida, Asterales, Asteraceae. Gene Ontology annotation, molecular function: SNARE binding; SNAP receptor activity. Gene Ontology annotation, cellular component: plasma membrane; endomembrane system; SNARE complex. Gene Ontology annotation, biological process: exocytosis; vesicle fusion; intracellular protein transport.